AUGGGGCUCUACUCCGGCGCCCACGGGCAGGACGUCGGCGGCAAGAGCCUCGUGCACGACCCGAGCUUCAUCGAGCGCCUCAAUUCGGUGCCGGGCACCACCUGGGUUGCGGGGCCCAGCGACGUCUUUAGCGGCCUGACCUUUGACGAUGCCCGGCCGAUGCUUGGCACCGCCCUGUACCCCGAUGAUCCGCACCCUCCUCUCGAGGACAGCGCGUACGCCGCGAUCCAGGACGGGGACAUGCCCGAGGCCUUUGACGCCACGACCCACUGGAGCGGAUUGCUGCACCCGAUCCGCAACCAGAUGCAGUGCGGGAGCUGCUGGGCCUUCUCCGCCUCAGAGGUGCUCAGCGACCGCUUCGCCAUCGCGACCAACAAGAGCUCGCCGGUGCUCUCGCCCGAGGACAUGGUCAGCUGCGACUCCUCGGACAUGGGAUGCUCGGGCGGCAUCUUGAACAAGGCAUGGAGCUACCUGACCACCACGGGCAUCGUGACCGACUCCUGCUUCCCCUACGGAGCGGGCAGCGGCAAGGCUCCAGCGUGCGAGAAGAAGUGCGCAGACUCCGAGAGUUGGACCAAGUACAGGGCGAGAAAGGCCUACACGAUCAUCGGCCCCGCCAACAUGCAGAAGGAGAUCAUGACGAAUGGCCCGAUCCAGGUGGCUUUCAUGGUCUACAAGAGCUUCAUGAGCUACAAGUCUGGCGUCUACAAGAAGCACUUCUUCGAGCUCGUUCCCGAGGGGGGGCACGCCGUCAAGAUCGUCGGCUGGGGCGUCGAGGCGGGCACCGACUUCUGGCUGGUGGCCAACAGCUGGGGCCCGACGUGGGGUCUCGAGGGGUAUUUCAAGAUCGUGCGCGGCACCAACCACUGCGGCAUCGAGAAGGCGGGCCCGCCGUACGCGGGCCUCCCCCAGCUGGGUGCGGCCGAGCUCGUGAUCUGA
Messenger RNA from Prorocentrum cordatum, 939 nucleotides. NCBI's taxonomy places the organism in Eukaryota, Dinophyceae, Prorocentrales, Prorocentraceae. The record is from the annotation of a GenBank genome assembly.